UUUUUACUUUUUGAACUAAAAAAAGAAUUAAUAAUGCAAAGCAAUAAUCUUAGAAGAUUUAUAAUGUUAGUUUCUGGUUAAGAGUCAAUUUUGGGUAGCGCAAGUAUUGUGACAGAAAUAGACACUAAAAUCUCUAAGGAGAAUAGUAUUUUCCUACUGCCAACGGAAACACACUAUUGUGGUCAACCAAUAAGACUUUUAUGUGCUAUAUCAGAUUUUCAAGACAAGUUGUAUUCAUUCAUCUCUCAGCCUCCCUCUCUCUCUCUCCCUCUUUCUCUCUCUCUCUCUCUUUUGUUAGAGUUGAUUUUUUCCAUUUCUUUGAGAUAAAAAGUUAAGGCCCACCAGUUGCCGUAUGUGGGAUUUCCAGAGUGUUUUUAGUAGGCAAAAUUUCACAUAUAAAUCCCUCUUUAGCUUUUAAAAGAAAAAAAUAAUUUGGGGAUUUUAUAAAUUAAGAGCAAAAACACAAAAUUAAGUCUUUACACUUGAUGGAACAACCCAUCCCAAAUUCAACAACACAAAAAAAAUUAAAAUCGGCCCAACUGUUUGCCUCACAUACCCGCCCAUAUUCAAUUUGUUAUUACAUAUAAAGCACUAUAAGGGUUUCCUAAAUUCAUUUCCUUGUUCUCCGCCGCAACAGCCCUAUUUCAGCGAAGAAAUGGUGACCUUCUCCUUGUUGAAUCCUUACUUCUGCCGAUACGUGUUGUGGAUCAUUAAUGUUGUGCCAUGGAUGAAUGCUGCUGCUGCUUGUACCAGCUCUCAGACUGUGUUCUCCGGUGGAUGGGAUAAUUCUCAUGUUUUUGAGCUGUAUUUAGGGAUCCAGGUCCCUGAAUGGUAUUCCAGAUCCAAUUACAGUCGGUAUGGAGAUAAUGGGAUGCUCGGAACCGUAAGUAAUUGGACUGUAAUGCUUCUUUCAGGUGUAACAAUUGCAAGAAUCUCACAUGACCCUCCCCUUUUGUUGCAAGUCCUUUUUGAUGACUGACAUAAAUUAGGCCAGCAGGCUUGUUCACAUUUUUUGUUGCCUCUCUAAAUUGUAAAUAUUUUCUUGUGAAUUAUCAACUCUGUAAGCUGUAGCCUACUCAGCCUGUUUAUUCUCUUGUUGCUACCAGUCUUAUGUAUGGACAUUGGAGCUUAUCACUGUUAAGUAUCUUUUCACCUG
Molecule: messenger RNA, 1156 nt
Organism: Capsicum annuum
Lineage: Eukaryota; Viridiplantae; Streptophyta; Magnoliopsida; Solanales; Solanaceae
Exons: 3
Coding region: 656-979 (107 amino acids)
Source: RefSeq, a predicted model, not a curated record